CCAGUCUGGCUCUGGCCUGAAGUCCUUCCAAACAUGACUGUGAGGUGUGGAGAGUCAAGCCAGGUUUCUCUGGUGCUGAGUGGUGUCUUUUCUUGGCAGGUCCCAGUGCCAGUCCCAGAGCAACCAGCAGUGUCUCCCCAGCCCUGCCUGGCUUGGGCAGCAUUUACUUGCAUCACUGACAGGAUAUGUGCCCUGGUUGUGUGUGGACAGGUGACCGAGGCUCUAGGGAGGUGGAAGGCUGUCCUCCUUCCUCCCCUCUCCUGCAGGGUGUGACACCAGCGAAGGAGAGCCCUCCUCAAAGUGCUCCAGAGCCAAGUAUGGCCACAGAGAUGGGUGGCAACUCUGAUAUCUGUCAGGAUACUUGGGAUGAUGUGGCUUCUGCUCUGCCCUGUGGCCACCAGUUCUGCUAGGACUUCAUCCUGCAGUGGGCACAGACAAAUCCAUCAUGGCCACUGUGAAGAAGAGCAACAGAAUCUGACAGGUUUUCUGAUGAUGCAGGUGACUAUCUAGAGAUUAUCAUCAAAGCCCCUGAGCAAGCACCAGUGGCCAUGAGCCAGGCAAGGAGAGCUCCUGGUGACCAGGACGAGAACAGCCCCCAUCCACCUGUGCUGGUCCAUCCCUCUUCUCCUCAAGAGACACCAGCCCAAGCUGUCGGCGGUGUUAUGCCUGAGGUCUGGGCACAACUUUUCCGUCAACAACAGGAACUUCUGGACCCUGUGCGGACUUGGCUGAACCAGAGGAUGGAGGCCAUCCAUAGGGACCAGUGGUGGAUGGCAAGGAGCACACAGAGUGCUAUCCUGCAUGCUCUCUGUGUGUAUGGGCCAGACCGGGAGACUAUGAUCCAGAGUUUGCAGGGCGUGCUGGAGGAACACACAGUGACACUGGUCCAGGGCACCAUUGUGAGACACUGCAGCUCAGGGGCCCAGAGGCUGCUGCGCUCCCACACUACUGGGGACAGCCCAGCAGCCAGGAGCAGCUCCAGCAGCUCCAGUUCCAUCUUCUCCAGCUUUUCCAGCCCCAACAACCCCAACUCCUCCAGCCUCAACAAUUUGAGCUCCCCCAGCUUCUCCGGCCCCAACAACCCCAACUCCUCCAACCCCAACAACCUCUACAGCCCCAGCUCCCCCAGCCCAAAGAGCCUCAGCUCCAGCUCCUCCAUCUCUUGGAUAUGGACCCUCUCUAGCAGCCCUGAAGUCUCCACAGAGGAAGAAGAGGAAGCUGCCACAACAGAGACCAACCCUUGUCACUCUAUUGGGAACAAGAAGAACGACACAGACUCUCCUGUGUCAAAGCCACCCUUCAGUUGUGCCAGUGUCCCCAGAGCAGGACCAGCCCCAGGAAGAAGCAGGUCCCCCUGACAGGGACCAGCCCCAGAUACUCUGGUCCCACCCAAGUAGAUGCUGCUCACCUGGACCACCCCAGCGGUCCCUGAAGAGAAAGACCCCUGACCCUGAGGACUCUCCCCACCCCUGCAAGAGGCACCCCCACCAGUAGCACUAGCAAGGUUCUUUCAACCCUUUAAUUAUGAAAAAAGAAAUAAAUUGUUAUUUCCCUCACACAGUCUCUGGGCUCUGCUUCCUCAGCCUUCCCUUUUUGCCCCACCAUGGGUGGCACCCGUGUCCUGUGUGGCAUAGCCAAAGGCCCAGGGCCAUGUGGACAGCACCUUUUCCCACAGAAAAUCCAGUGCUCCAAUCUCUCUGGAUGUCUCUGCAUAGUGUCUUUUCCCUCAAGAGAGUCAACAGCAUCUCCCAGUUUGAGAUCAGCAGCAGCCCUGAAUUGGGACAUUUAACUGCAGCAUUCCAAUUUUUGAAAAAUCACAACUUUCUCCUCCAGCCAAGCUUCCAGCUGUCACUCACUUGGUCAGUUCCCAUGAGGUGUCCGUCCCACAACAGCAUAGGGAGGCUCACAAGACCCUGCUGGGAGCUUGGCUGCACUGAUUCAGACACAUUUUUAUUUAUUCCCACAAUUGUGUAGCUUGAAUGAUACAAAGAGGCUUUUGUUUGGUCAGCAGUGGUGCCAGACUGCACCUUGCUGGCACAGUGCUCUUCCCAUUCUUCAGGAUUCAGGUGUGGAGGUCAGCUCAGCAAAGGCUAGAGGAGAAAAGUCAAGCUGCACCCCUGGGGCACCUUUUGUGUAUUUGCAGAUUUCCUUUGUUCAGGGGCCCACAUGCUGUCCUUUGGAGUGUGUCCUUGUCACCUCAGGAGUGCUCCCAGGGUGGAGGCCUGGUCUUGUCAUUGUGCCGAUGAAAGAACCGUUGCAAAAACAAAAGGCCCUGCUGGGUUUGGAGCUCCCCUGUGGAUGGGCUUAGCAGCUGGUCUGCAGGCCAAACAAUUGAGUUAGCAGAAGUAGAAAUUGCUAAAAUACGAGUUUAUCCAUAGCUAGGAAGAAAGCAAGGCCGUUAGUAUGAAAACUGAUAAAAUAGAUACAUAAGAGAUAUUUGCAAUUAGGGGAUUGUCAGGAAAAUUAAUCCACG
Messenger RNA from Cyanistes caeruleus (blue tit), 2473 nucleotides. RefSeq lists its product as uncharacterized. The record is from RefSeq and is a predicted model, not a curated record. NCBI's taxonomy places the organism in Eukaryota, Metazoa, Chordata, Aves, Passeriformes, Paridae.